CGGCCUACCUGCAGCGGCGCUGUACGGCCGAAUUCCGCACGCCUCGCUCCACCCCGGCCCAAAUCGAACGGGCCUUGGCCCAAGCCCGCGCUUUACUCACCCAACGACGCUUGCUUUAGUCCCCGGAUUAGCUGAUGGCCGGCGGCCAUGGGAUCAGUGCCUUAGUUCGACGAUCGCUCCAGAGUAAAUAUCGUUCCCGCAUCGAUUUCUCGCGGUAUCCUCAGAUUCCGCCCGAAGCGGUGGAAGAAAAAUUGGUGCUGGGCUCGGGUCCGGGUGGGCAGGCCGUCAAUAAGACGCGAAACGCGGUCCAACUCCGUCAUACGGUCACGCAAGUGGUGAUCAAGUGUCACGAGACCCGCUCGGUGGAGCGGAACCGCCAAUUAGCCUGGCAGCGAUUGCACGAGGCUGUGGAUCAACACUUGAAUCGGGAUCAGAGCGUGGUUCAACAGAUUCGCCGACUCGAAUCCGAGCAACGACGGGCUAAGAAGCUCGCGGCUCAAGCGCGAUUGGCCGCCAAACGAUUGGCCCAGUCGGUCGAGGCUGACACUGAGGCUGAAGCUAAUCCGACCAAGGUACCGGUGCCCACGGAAGCCGACGUGAUCGAUCCGCCCCAUCAAGGACCACCCCCGUCGUCACUUUAG
Messenger RNA from Tigriopus californicus, 641 nucleotides. RefSeq names its product mitochondrial translation release factor in rescue-like. The coding region runs from base 135 to 641 and encodes 168 amino acids. Gene Ontology annotation, biological process: translational termination. The record is from RefSeq and is a predicted model, not a curated record. NCBI's taxonomy places the organism in Eukaryota, Metazoa, Arthropoda, Copepoda, Harpacticoida, Harpacticidae. Gene Ontology annotation, molecular function: translation release factor activity. The transcript has a single exon. Gene Ontology annotation, cellular component: mitochondrion.